UGCUGGGCUUGCUGGGGUGGGUGUGGUUUGUGAUGUCACCAAAAGCUUUGUGUUGAACAAUCAACUAACUCAAUUACAGGAAGGAUUGUCUUGUGAUCUACCUUGUUACUGGAAUAAACACCCACUGCUCUCUCUAGCUCUGCAGGCAAAUAUAAUCAUAACCAUGUCUGGACCCUGUGCCCAUUCCUGCCCAUGGAACUAAGGUUUGUGUGAUCAAGAUAGGGACUGACGUCUCCUUACUCUGGACCCUUCAUCAUGGAAUCAAAAGAUGCUAUUGAAGAACUGGACAAUGGCAAUUCCCAACCACUGUGUACCGUAUGCGGUCAACUGCAUUCAGAAGAAGAAAACCAUACUUAUGAAUACACUGAUGAAGUGGAUGACGAUUUGAUGUGCAAUAUCUGCUUGUAUGCACUCAUACAACCAUUGGACACUCCGUGUGGCCAUACCUACUGUACGCUCUGCCUCACUAACUUUCUAGUCCAUGAAGACUUCUGCCCUGUGGAUCGUAAGCAUAUCAUGUUGCAGACUUGCAAGAAGUCCACCAUACUUGUAAAAAACCUUUUAGAUAAACUUCUGGUCAUCUGCCCGUUAAAGGAAUACUGUACAGAUGUUGUCCAACGGUGUGACCUGGAGGAACACUUGCAGAACAGGUGUAAAGGAGCAUCACAUUAUGGCCUUACCAAAGAGCGUAAAAGACGAUCACAAGACAGUUCCCCAGACUGCAGCUCCUCUUUGGAUCUCACUGUUGCAGCCGUCUCCCCUGAGCUUUCAGCUUCAGCAGCCAUAGCCUUAGCAACUGAAGAAACGGGUCAAGACAAUCCAGCAUUUAGUCCUGCCAAAGGAGAAAGCCACACAGCUUGCGAAUCUGAAGAAAACUGCAGGCUUAACAGGAACAGAAAUCGGAACUUUGAGCGUUCCACUGUCAGGAGUCUGUCUUUUAAGAAGCUAAAUCGAGCAUUUAGUGUCCUUCGGAGAACAAAAAGUGGGAGCGCUGUGGUGCAUGCUGCCGACAGAGAGAGAGCAAACCUGCAAAAUGCCAACGUCGUAGAAGACUCUAUUGGUCUUCAAAGACAAUAUCACCUGAUUCCAGAUGGAGAGAUUACCUGUAUUAAAAUCAAUCGGGCAGAUCCCAAUGAAAUUCUUGGGAUUAGGAUUGUUGGAGGCAAUGAGACGCCUUUGACUCAUAUAAUCAUACAGCACAUUUAUCAGGAUGGGGUUAUUUCUCGAGAUGGGAGACUUCUUCCAGGAGACAUGAUAUUAAAGGUAAAUGGCAUUGAUAUAAGCAGCGUGCCUCACACAUACGCACUGUCAAUUCUCAGACAGCCUUCCAAAGUGCUAAGGCUCACAGUUCUCAGAGAACAGAGGUACAAGUGUCGAUCCAAUGGAGUCCCAAUGGACCAGCACAGUCCACAAGAUGACAGCAUUCAUGUUGUAUUAAACAAGAGCAGCCACGAUGUGCAGCUGGGAAUGAAAUUGGUCAGAAGAAGAGAGGAACCUGGAAUAUACAUUUUUAACUUAUUGGAAGGAGGACUUGCUGCAAGAGAUGGUUAUUUGCAGGAAAAUGAUCGGGUUUUGUCAAUUAACGGUCAUGAUUUACGCAAUGGCACACCUGAAAUUGCAGCCCAGCUUAUACAGGCCAGUGAGGAGGGGGUUUACUUUAUUGUAUCAAGGCACAGCAGACAUCAGACCCCUGAUAUCUUGCAGGAGGCGGGGUGGCACAACAACAACGACAGCCCUGCAACAUGCACCAACGAGAGGAACCAUUUCAACAAGAAUGGCAGUCGUACUGUUUUGUGCCAUGAGAAAGUGGUGAGCAUAAUGAAGGACAACACGGAGUCCCUGGGAAUGACUGUGGCAGGAGGAGCAUCCAACUGGGAGUGGGACCUGCCUAUCUUUGUGACCAGUGUGGACACAGAUGGAGUGAUUGGGAGAGACGGCAGACUAAACACAGGUGACAUAUUGCUGAACGUCAAUGGCAUUAACCUAACAGGAGUCAGUCGCAAUGAGGCUGUGUCCUUGUUAAAGAGCUCUUCUUCCUCCUCCGUGGUUCUAAAAGCCCUGGAAAUAAAAGACUACGAGCCUGAAGAGGACAACAUCAACAAUGCCCUCUACAUGGACUACCACCACAAUGGCUCCGAACAGAACAGAGAAUGGUCACCGGUCUGGGUCAUGUGGUUAAAUCUGCCUCACUAUUUGUACAGCUGUAAAGAGGUCGUGCUGAGGAGGAAUACUGCUGGAAGCCUGGGAUUCAGCAUAGUGGGAGGUUCUGAUGACUGCAGCAGGAUCAAGCCUUUCUUUAUUAAAUCCAUACUAGAGGGGACACCAGCUUAUCACGAUGGAAGAAUCAGAUGUGGUGACAUCCUUCUUGAAGUAAAUGGAAGAUGCACGUCAGGGAUACCAUACAACUCCUUAGUGAGGAUGCUGAAAGAAAUAAAAGGAAGAGUUGUUCUCACCAUAGUGUCAUGGCCUGGAUCCUACUUGUAGGAAGUCAACAGGACACCAGAGAAACCUCCAUCCCUAGCAAAGGGUUUAGUUUACAGAAGUGAUGUUCCUGUACUACACAUUCCAGAUGAAACACCAGUUGCUUCUAAGAGUAUUUGCCGUCUCAACACUUGCAUCGUUCAUCUGUUUUGGGUAUAAAUGGACACUGACGUGUAACGUGUGCAUGUAAGGACUUUCACCCUUGGGACCCCACAGGUAAAACUGCUUGUCCACCUGCAUCACAACCCCUAGAAUUGCUUAGAUGCGCUUUAUAUGUUAAUUUGUCGUCCGCUCGUCUUCCAAGUGUCGGCGAGUAAAUAUCACACGCUAGUAAUGCUGGUUGUGUCAAAAUUGCAGCUCUGUAAACGUAAUAGCUUUCAAUUAGCCACCGUGUAUGUUGGUCAGCUGACUGUAACAUUUGUGAUGCGUUUAACGUAAGUUUACGGCAUGGAGAGGAUGAAGAAAGGAGUGGUUCACCUUUAAUUUAAAUUUUAGUAUUUUAUAGAAUGGCUAAUUCUAAGUUAAUUCUUUUUUUUAUAUAGUUUUUUAAUUAUUUGCCUUCUUCUUUUGACUCUUUCCAGCUUUCAAAU
This is a messenger RNA of Xenopus laevis (African clawed frog), 3071 nucleotides long. RefSeq names its product ligand of numb-protein X 1 L homeolog (gene lnx1.L). Gene Ontology annotation, molecular function: metal ion binding; ubiquitin-protein transferase activity. The transcript is spliced from 11 exons. Gene Ontology annotation, biological process: ubiquitin-dependent protein catabolic process. Gene Ontology annotation, cellular component: cytoplasm. Bases 256 to 2484 code for a protein of 742 amino acids. The record is from RefSeq and is a predicted model, not a curated record. Lineage: Eukaryota; Metazoa; Chordata; Amphibia; Anura; Pipidae.